AUAUCAGUUAGAUCAUGUUUUCUUAUCACAUACAGAUAAUAAAUAACAUCUUAUAUCGAUCAAUGGUGACAAAUCGCGAGUGAUUAAAAACCUUUUAAAAGUAAACAAUAAAAAAAUAAUUAAAAAGUUUCGGUGACUGUGACAAGACAAAAAGUUUGCGACAAAUGAGGUUAGUGUUAUUGAAAACGAAAAAAGAACAGUGAGCGUGACAAUGACAUUGUGUUAAACAGCCAGUGAAAAAUAACAGUUUUCGAUUCUCGCAAUAAAAACAAGAGUUGGAUUUCGGAACUAAGCGCGACGGAUUUGUUCGGAUUUGUUGGCUUUAGUUGACGUCUGACAGUUUGUUGUCGUUUAGAAACAAAGCCGGGUCGAAGGUGACACUAUGCCCCAGAUUUUUUUCAAAAAAGUAAUGGUGGUGCGAGAUCGGGCGGACUUCGAGAAUGCCAGUUACGUGAUCAACAGACGAUAUUCGAAGGGCAAGAUGUCGCCGGUUUGCCACAACUUCGUGCAAAACGCCUGGAAGAAGGACUUCUGCUCCAACUGCUUCAAGUCGCGCGAGGAACACGUCAAACAAGAGAGGCAGACAGACGGAGCCAAGUAUCUCGCUACUCCCUUCCAAAACAGAAGCACAUUCUUCAAGAAAUCACCACCGAGCAUUCUUAAAACACAUCCAAAGAAGAAAAGCAAACGAAACGUCAGAUUCCCUGAAGCAGUAUGCAGCGUCAUAGGCUACGGAGGCGACGACUGGUCUGAUGGAGAAGAAUUCGAAGUGUCGGAAGAAAACGAGGACGAAGAUCCUUUCCCAGACACCGAGGAAGAAAGGGAGCUUCACAGAAUCACAAAAAGUAACACAGACUUCAAUACUGUUAAAGCUAAUCUUCUAGGAGAUUCUACAGCGAAAUCGUACACUUCUUUAAUGCUUGGAAAGAUGCAGACAGAUUCAGACGGCAAAAAGAAAACUUUGAUGGUCUCUGUAACUCCAUUCGGUCAAGAUAAGGGUCCUAGUAUUAAGUCUCACAUUCGCAAACCCGCCGUUGUAAAUGUAUCCGACCCACCUUCAGACGAUACGUCGAAUAGUUAUAAAACGAACAUAAUUUUAUCAUCCUACAUAAAAUCAGAAUCUGAAACUAUAAUCAGUUCUGAAGGUGUGAAUACUACUACAGAAGGAAUAUGCACAGAAAAGUCUUUGUUGGAAGAGAUAUCAGAGACUCUUAAACAGAAUAGAAUUGCUAACGGCACAGAUAUAAAUUUGACAUCUAAUGAAAGCAGUAAACCUGCAGUGGUUGAAGGGAAGAUGAAAGAGAGUAUGUCUGAUGACUUUGACAAAAAAGAGAUGACUGAAACGAAAAAGAAUAGCCUUGUUAGGAAAUCGCCACUCCCAAAAACUCAGGAGAGGCCUAAAGUAAAUCUCAGUCGAUCAGAGUUCAAAUUCUGUAAAAUAAAUAUUGAAAGUAGUAGUGUUGACUCUGCUGUGGGUACUCUUAAUUCUACAGCUAACAACUCUUUAGCUUCUGACGAUGAGAGCUUUAGUGGACGAACUGAUUCCGACAACGACGACAGCGGUCACUUUUCAGAGCCAUCUAAAGGCGAAGAAACAGUUAAGAUAAAAGUUUUCAAUGAAACAGAUAAGAACAUUAAAAUGUCACCAGUUGGUCAGCUUAGAAAAGUUGAUGGUCAAGCUAAUAGUGGUUACUCUACAUUCCAGAGUCCUAUUAUAGAUAUGCCUCCAAUAAUACCGAAACAACCGGAGACAAUUUUCUCUGCUGACGCCAGUCGGGAGUUAGCUGGUGAACCAGACGGAAGGGCAGACCCAGAUGAGUCUAUGGAAGCACCUGCACUACCUAACAGUCCCAUACCUGUGAUGGAUCCGCGACCAUCCUUCUUACACGGCAUCAUUACUGAAAUCAUGCCCAGCAACAAACCGGCUGUGCCAGAGAAACCGAAACUGCCAGUCAAACCAGUAAUAAAACAAACUACAAAGAAAAGCGUAAUUACAACGCACCAACAACAGACUGUUAUGCAUUUACAAAUAACGAAGAAGGAAGAAGAAGAAAAAGCCAUAAGAUGUUUAAGCGAGGAGAAAAAUAAUGAAAUUACAGAAGUUCAAGAAGACAAGUCUGAAACUAUCUACUAUGCAAAACCAGUACUGACAAAACAAGACAGUGAUACGUCCUUACACAGCCUUUGUAAGCGAAAAGCACCAACACCACCAUCAUCACCCUCAGCCCAUUCCGAAGACAGUAACAUCAGUAAUAUUUACCAAAGAAAUACAAACGGGUUCAUGAAAUCUGACUCACCUGUUGUCAGGGAAAUGGAGAAGAGAGAGCGGGCUACUAUUAGUGCGGCAUCUUCGGUGCCCAAACCAAAACCUGUCGAAGAACCUGUCCAGAUACAAGAAACCAAGAAAGCUGACAUGGCUCCAACUCCCGAACCCGCACCAAGGAGAAACAUCUCUUUAUCCCACGACAAUUUACUCCUAGAAGAAAAGCGUAAGGGUAAAUAUAAGUUUUCGAUCAAAAAACUGCUUCGCAUUGGUUCAUCGAAGGACUUGGAUAAGAAAGAGCUAACUGUCCCUGUUAUCCCUAAACUGUCGAGUAAACCUGAAGAGAUUUACGAUUACGCGCCAAAGCCGAAGCCUCGGCUUGUUAUCAUUCACCCUUUAGAUAUAAAUGGGACAAACGUGGAAGUGGUGAAACCGAAUGAGAUUUCGGAGUUGCGUCGAUUGAGCCAUGAUGACGUAUCGUCGAUAUACAGUGGUAGUAGUACAACUGAAGGUGAAAGCCCGAAGAUUAUAAGCAAACCUCCUCCUCCGCCACGUCAGUCCAGUGAAGAUAACAAAGCGGUCUCGAGUGUGCCGAAACCUGCAAGACCACCGCCCCCAAAGUCUGCUGCGUUGCAGAAGAAGCAAAAACUGCAAGCGUGGGCAACACCCCCUACGAAGCAAGAUAAUAUAUACGCUAAUUUAGGAGAGAUCAGAUCAGCCCUUGCCCCAAGGAAACCCGAACGGACGGCGAGCAUGCGCGAGAGAGAAGCACAUUUAGAGCUACCAAAACGUAGAAACGCUAUCGAUGACGACAAAGAUGAGGUCGACGAUGGUCCGCAAGAACUAGUCCAAGCCACUAACGAGCCAGUAAUCCACAGUUACGAUGACGUGUACAACUCUAAAUACGACGAAGAAGCGUGUGAUUCAGCGAAAAAUAGUGACAGCGAUUAUGAAUACGUUCACCAUCAGCGAUCGAGUUCUCCGGAAUGCGACGCUGCGAUCAAACCUAGAGAGAAUGUCGAAACCAGAAACGAAGCAAGGAAAAGCGACGGCGAGAGCAAUGGCGACUUCCCGAAAUACGUGAACAGCUUCAACAGGACAUCUCUACCCUACUGCGGCAGCGAAACCGAAUCUGAAAUCUACUCUCCGUAUAGUUUCUAUAGCCCGGCUGACACAAUCGACAGUCCCACAAACGAUGAUUACCAAAACGACAUGACCCCAAAAACAACCACAAACAAACUCAGAGUAAGGAAAGGUAGAAGCGUGGUGCACAAGAACUUGGAAGAUAAUUACGGCGCCGUCGUUAUAGCGAAUCACGAAGCGCUCGCGCAGGUUUUAGAACAGGUACAACAAAGUGCAACAAUGCAAUCAUCACUCCGCGGACUGAAAGCGUGCACUAACCUCCGAUGGAGUGACUUCUCUAUCCAGCCGCUGAAGACUUUCGUCAAAGCUGGCAAGAGGAUCUUCUACCCGGCCAUAUGGAACUCCAGUCAGGGGCCAGUAAAUGUGACCCUGAUGCUUCAUAAGGAACAGAUGGCAUCUCAGAUGAUCUGCCAGCAAUCUGUGCAACCUCAAACGCUGAGUCUGAACGCAAUCACGGAGUUUUGCGAUCUUGUGCCACUUCAACAAUUUGGCGAGGAAGGAGAAGAUUUAGUGCAAGCUACAAUCGUCGUUCUAGCGCACGCUCAAGUCGACACCAUCCAGUCUUACGGCGAGAGUCUCCACGCCGGUGAAGGUCUCACCACCAAGGAAUACCAAUUGGUGCAGACUGAGCAAAUCCAUGAAGCUAUAUUCAUGAUGCUUCAACUCAUCAAUGGAUUGAAAUGCCUCCAAGCGAGAGGCGUGGAGGAGGUUUCUGAGACUCUAACGUCAUUCAUCGCGUUAAAGGAGAUUCAGCCGAUAUCUCAUGGAAGCACGUUGAAUCUACCCUCGCCUGAUGAUAGGCUGAACUCGCUGUGGGCACCGAAGACUAACAGCUAUGGACGAUUAUGCAUAUUACAAGGAUUGAGCGAAGAGAUCAACUGCAGCAAAACAGCAGACGACGAACAUCUCAAUUCUCUUUGUAAAUGUGCUAUCAGGGCCGUCGAGAUCUUACUACCUGGCGAGAAACUGACCCCACUCUUGAAAGAACUAUUGGACCAAGAGCGUGCUAUAUCACUGAACCAGGCGAAAUCUGUCCUUGAAUUCAUGCUCUGGGGGCCUUUAGACGUAGUUCAAGGGGUACCAGUCGAGGAAAGAGAGCUUUCGCUACAAAGGUGGUUGGACCUAGAAAGGGCGACGGUUUUACACGGAUUGGUGAGGACAAGGGUCCAACUAAAUGUGUUCGAGCAGUUGCAUUUGAUGUUCUUGGUGCGGUCGACGGCGAAGGCGAUGUGUGAAGCGUCUGUCCUACUGGAAAAAGCAAACGUUUAUUGAAUUGUAAAAUGUUUAUUAAGCUUUAUUGGGGAUGCCUCGUUUAGUUCGGGAUUUAAAGAUUUUUGUUUAACUUCAAAUUACUUAUUUCUGAUAUUCAUGUGCUGUCGUAACAUAUGUUUGGGAUUCCGUGAUUAAUAGGGAUUUAUUUUAUUUUAUUAAAUAUACUUACAGGUACAUAAUACGUACAAAGUUAUUGUUAUUCUGAAUCUUUUUUGUUAUAUUUUAAAUCAUUUUGUAAAAUAAAUACGAGGCGUCCCAACUUAUUUCUAAGUUUUAUUUAGAUUAGUUAGGCACCUGAAAGACUUGAUUAUAUUAGUUUUAAAAGUUGUUAUAUUUUAUUGUAUUUAAAAAAAAUGCAUUGUCGAAUAUUGAACUUAACUUGCCAAGGGCAUUUCUGUUUGAAUAUAACGAAUAAUGACGAUUUAUUGCUAACGUCCUUGACAAAAUGGCGCGAAUUAGGAUUUAUAUUUUGCCAUCAUUCAUUAUUGAAACAAUAUUAUGAAAGUGUGACAAGGACCAAGGACAAUCUUCAAGCCAUCAAUCAAAUAGACUAAAAAAAGUAAAAAUGCGUCAAAUCGAGUGCAAAAGUGUUAAAGUUAAAAUUAUUGUUUCUCUGUUUGACUAUACUUUUGCCAUGUAACUGAUUCUUUACAAUGGGACAAAAAUAUUAUAAAGAAAACAAUUUGGGUGCCAAUAAUAGUCUGAAGUCAAUAUACUCAUUAUACGUCUCUGGUGCCUUUAAUAAUGUAUUAUACACGUACUGUACAUUUUGCGCAUGUAAUUUAUAUUAUUCUAUUAUAUCUGUAGACUAAAGGACCGCGGUCGAAAUUUACUUAUUUUUAUUAAGUUUCAUCGAAUAUAAAUACACAGAUUUCUAAUUACAA
Messenger RNA from Pectinophora gossypiella (pink bollworm), 5562 nucleotides. RefSeq lists its product as uncharacterized. The transcript has 6 exons. The record is from RefSeq and is a predicted model, not a curated record. NCBI's taxonomy places the organism in Eukaryota, Metazoa, Arthropoda, Insecta, Lepidoptera, Gelechiidae. Bases 383 to 4678 code for a protein of 1431 amino acids.